Messenger RNA from Vitrella brassicaformis, 2390 nucleotides. Lineage: Eukaryota; Vitrellaceae. The record is from the annotation of a GenBank genome assembly.
AGUGAGUCAUCUGCGCCAACAAGUGGACGAGUACAUACAGUACCGUGCAGCAACUGCAUUGGCACGUGUUGGGCGUCCGUCUCGCGUCAUGAGGCAAGUGCUGUUCUUGGCCUUGUGCGGCGUGUUAUGGAGGCGGAGCAGCGGGCAGGCCAAGGAGUUCAUCGACACCAUGGAACACGACAUACAGCCCGUCACGGGACAAACAUUCGACGGCGUGAGCUGACAGCACACAGAGAAAGACCGAAUCUGGCCACUGCUCCGCCUGCCUGCCUUUGUGCAAAGAUGAGGGAGGGUAGCGACGCUUGAGAAGCACUCUUUCAUGUGCUUUCGCUUUGUGUGCGUGUGUGUGUCAGGCGAUUCGGAAGUUUCGUGACAGGAAGGUGUCGGCCGUGCUUUUCUACACCAAGAACAACGAGUGCAAGAAAUUCAUCGACGGGCCUUACAAUGAGCUGGCCAAAGAGCUGAAAGGUCAGCACAUGCACCUACCUCACCUGCGCACACACGCAAACAUGGCAGGCAGAUCAGAUGGAUCAUCCUGUCUGUCUGUGUGCUCAUCAUUGUAGGGAUGAUCAAGAUAGCAGCGGUUGACUGCGACGACUGGCCGGUGCUGUGCAAGGACAGCAAUGUGGACAAGCACCCCACAGUGGUCGUCUACCCGCCAAACCCCAUACCAGCAUACCCCUACACGGUCAGUCAGUCAGAUGGAUGCACACACAACACAACAAACACCACACACCAAGACAGCGGAUGGACACUUUGUGUGCGUGUUGGUGUGUGAACGAUAUAUCGGUCCAUCAGGGCUCGUUGACCAAGAAGGAUUUGGCGGGGCACCUGACGCGUCACAUCCCCAGUAAUGUGGUGGUGAUCGAGCCGGCCAAGAUGGACGAGUUCCUCACCACCCACAUUGCCGUCCCCAAGGUGCUCCUCUUCUCCAACAAACAGAAGCCGCCAGUGCUCUUCAACGCGCUGUCAAACGAAUUCAAGGCAAGCAUGAACAUGAGCAUGCGCCCGAUUUGAUUGACACACGGACACACUCGGACGUGCCGAUCAGGACAAGUUGGACUUCGGGUUCAUCAGUCAAGAGCACACGGAGCUGGUCAAGAAGUUCAAAGUGACGACCUUCCCCAAGCUGCUGGUCAAGCGUGUGGACAAGAAGGACGAGCACUACAAGGGCGACAUGAAAUUCACGCCCAUGUUCGAGUGGCUCAACGUCUUCUCAGAGACGUUCGUCAAGGGCGGCGGCUUCGCCGACCAUGGGCCGGCCGGAGAGGCGGGCGCCGCGGGCGGAGCUGACGCCAAACCAUGGUAUGUAUGUAUGGAUGCGUGAGUGGAUGGACCGAUGGAUGUCGGGAGGGAAGCGUGUGGCUGGUGUGUGGUGGAUGGGAUGCAGGCUGGUUCAGAGCAUCCCCGAGCUCACCAAGGCGUCGCAACACGAUGUCUGCUUCAAGGUGAGGUCACGACAGUCACCGGAGGGAUACAAAACAAACACCAACACGAAAACGAGUUGAAGUGCUUGUGGCUGUGCUGUGCUGUGCUGUGUGUGUCAUGUAUGUAUUACAUAUGCAUGCAGCAAAAGGGUCUGUGUGUGAUAUAUCUGAAGAGGGGCGACACGUUGGCGGCCGACGAGGAGAAGAUGCUCGAAGACCUCAAGGCCAAAUUCGUCUCACACUUGGCUGACAGGUGAGUGAGGUGAAUGCCCUGCCCACUAUAGAUGACUUAGCCAAUCCAAUGAGCAUCUAUCUCCUGUCUGUCUGUCUGUGUGAUGUGAAGGGGUGUGACGUUUUAUUGGAUGUGGAUGAACAUGGACGUCGAAAAAGAGUUCCACACGGUGAGCGCUUUUCCCUACCCCCAACACCCCACACCACACCCCACACACACCAUCUCCUUCAUGGAUGGAUGGCCUUUCUGGUCUGCCCCUCUCUCUGUGUGUGCGUGUGCAGUUGUUUGAGGUAGAGAAGUAUCCUUCAGUGGUGGUCUUCAACAACAAGAAGGACCGGAAAAGGUUCACCAAAAUGGGAGACGACAAGGCAAGAAAAAACGACACUCACACACCUCUUUCUUCUCGAUCCACGAGACGAGCAACGUCCAUAGUGCGUGUCCGUCGUGGUGUGUGUUGCAUUGCGUUGCAUUGCAGGAUGCGACAUCGGAUAACAUCAAGGAUCUGCUCGACAAGAUCCUGGGCGGCGAUGCACGCUUCAAGAACGUCCCGGACAUGCCCAAAUGGGCCGGUACGCAUGGAUGCAUACGUGUGCUGUGCGAGCGGCCAGCCAGCACCUGGAAAGGGGUGCGUACGAUUGGCUAUGCAUGCAUGUGUGUGUGUGUGUGUGUGCAGACCGAGCGCAGAAGAAGGAGAAGGACGAGCUGUGAGCGAAUCAGUCCAUGCGAUGCGC